AUGACUCUGCCCUGCAAAGCCAUCGUCUGCCGAGACACCCACGCCAACGGGGGCUGGAAGAUGGAAGAUGUCAUUACUCGUAAGCCUGGUGAAGGCGAACUUCUGGUCGAGAUGGUCGCAUCCGGGAUCUGCCAUACUGAUGCUCUGAUCGGAGGAAUUCCUGGUGGUGCGGCGCCGAUUGCCUUUUACCCACGAGUACUGGGACACGAAGGCUCUGGGUAUGUCAAGGAGGUCGGGAAGGGCGUGACUGUUGCACAGCCAGGAGAUCCGGUGUUGUUGUCGUUCGCUUUCUGCGACAGCUGUGCGAUCUGCAAAGACGGCCAUCGUUCCCACUGCCUCAAGUUCAACGACCUCAAUUUUGGCGACGUGUGCAGGAAUUUUGGUGAUACGUCCAGCACCAAUGGCGAAACGAACAUCGGAGGUGCGUUCUUUGGCCAAUCUUCGUUCGCCAGCCUCUCGAUCGUUAAGCAAUGCAGCGUCGUCAAUGCCAAAGACCUGGUGAAAAACAAGCAGGAGCUGCAGUUAUUCGCUCCUCUCGGCUGCGGCAUUCAGACUGGAAGCGGGACUGUCAUCAACGCUGCCCAAGCGACAUCAAAAGACGUGGUCUGCAUCAUGGGCCUCGGCGGUGUAGGCUUGAGCGCUGUGAUGGGAGCAAAGAUCCAAGGCUGCCGCACGAUUAUCGGCAUCGACCGCAUCGAAAGCCGUCUCGAGCUGGCAAAGGAGCUUGGUGCUACGCAUGUGAUUGACGGCAGUAAGCUGCCGGAGGGCAAGUCAUUAGGAGAUGUAGUUGCCGAGUACGCCGACGGCAUCGGACCGACUGUUACGAUCGACACAACCGGCGUACCGGCGCUGAUCAAGGCUGGCGUGGCCUUCACGAGGAACCGUGGAAAAAUCAUCCAAGUUGGCUCGCCUCCGUUCGACUUUAAUCUAGAGCUUGAGACUUUCAGCUUUAUGGUGAGCGGGAAGCAAUUCAUUGGCGCGAUUGAAGGGCAGGCGUAUCCGCCGGAGCAUGUGCCGAAGAUGAUCCAGUGGUACCGGGAGGGCAGGUUCCCGAUCGACAAGUUCAGCAAGUUCAUUCCUGCUGCUGAGUACGAGCAAGGGUUGCAUGAGAUGCAUGAGGGAACCAUCAUUAAGCCGAUCUUGGUAUGGUGA
Saxophila tyrrhenica is the source of this 1152-nucleotide messenger RNA. RefSeq lists its product as uncharacterized. Lineage: Eukaryota; Fungi; Ascomycota; Dothideomycetes; Mycosphaerellales; Extremaceae. The transcript is spliced from 2 exons. The record is from RefSeq and is a predicted model, not a curated record. The coding region runs from base 1 to 1152 and encodes 383 amino acids. Gene Ontology annotation, molecular function: zinc ion binding; oxidoreductase activity.